Molecule: messenger RNA, 3849 nt
Organism: Suillus fuscotomentosus
Lineage: Eukaryota; Fungi; Basidiomycota; Agaricomycetes; Boletales; Suillaceae
Exons: 12
Coding region: 1-3849 (1282 amino acids)
Source: RefSeq, a predicted model, not a curated record
AUGAAGCGUUCUGGGAGAAUAUCGGUGUCCAAAAACCCCUUCCCUCCAGAAUCUCGACGACCCACACAGACGACCGACUGUGAAUCCGAUAUUGACUCGGACGCCUCUGACAUGGUUGCUGACUGUCACGACGACGCUUACAACAAACCGACAACAUCUAUCUCUGCACCUGUCGAAGAAGAAAUGCCGCUGUCUACGCUGUGGGACAUUGCAUUAGACCACCAUGUAUACGAGAUCGGUGGUGGGCGAGAGCUUUUCAACGAACUUGAAGCUUCGCUACUCGAGGGCGAUAAGAUCAUCGCAACGCCCAUAGCUGCUCUCGAAGACGAGAUUGGAAUGCAAGAUGACGAUUAUUUUGGCAUUGAACUACUGGACGAAAUUCCUGUGGAUUCUAGUACGAAGACAAAGGCAAAUAUGAAAGUUAAUCCGGGCGACGCCUACUAUCCUUGGUUGUCGAAGGCGCACUUCUUGACUGCGUUAUUGUUUAGCUCUGCACGACUACCAUUUUCGGAUGUGCAGAAGAAAGCCGUACUCAGCUGGGCCAAGGAGCUGGGUGCCCAUGAUGUCCCGUCUCUCAAGGCUGUCAAGGAGUCAAACGAGCACAUCUGUGAACUUGUCGGCAAUCCAAUGCGGAAAGUAACUUCAGCGUCCGGCAACGUUUUUUACAUCAACGAUAUUUGGCAUGCAAUUGCAAAGGACUACGCGAAUCCACUCACCCGCUUUUCCAUGCAAGAUUAUCCAGAGGAUGGAGGAGAUGGAAUGUCGCAGGUUUUCAAUGGACAGAAGAUGCUGCUAGAACUGCCGUCACCUCCGGCGGCUCGUGUGGACGGCAAAAUAUAUUUCGUCAACGAACUUCUGCAGGAAUGCUCAGGAGGCUUUUUUGUCCCAGAACGCUUCUUCACUGCCUCGUAUGCACCAGUGAAUGGCAGGGACUCACAGGAUUCGUGCCAGGAGAACAAAACAUAUGCUAUGGGCCGUGCGGUACAAUACACAGACGCCGGUUUCAUCGUCAGUGAUGAACAAGAGAUCGUUCCGGUUUCAAACUUCAGACAUUCCUUUGAGGAUCUCGUGGACAAGCUUGCAUGCGGGGUUACCAUGUCAUCUGAAAAAUACCUGAAGCUCACACCACAUCCUCUACGCGAAAAGUCAAAGGGCCGGAUGGUCUAUUCAGUCCCUCUCAUUAUAUUCAUGGACGACGUUUCCGGAAAUGUUUCAAAGCAGUGGAAUAAACAUCACGCGAUUUACAUGUCGAAUGCUAACCUACCACGUGAGAUGCUGGAGAAAGAGUUUUGUGUUCGAUUCGUAACAUCAUCACCACACGCUGCGCCGAUGGAAUUGAUGCAUGCGAUGAAGGAGUCUAUCAGCGCAGCCGCAGACUCAGGAAUCUUUGCGUGGGACUGCAAAUUUGACGAGGAGGUCAUGCUCGUUCCUGAAGGUUUAUUUCUUGCGGGGGACAAUCCAAUGCAGGCCGAGGAAUGCAGCCACGCAGGGCUGAAUUGUAAUUACUUUUGCAGGACUUGUCAUGUUGGCGGGACAAAGGAAUACAAAGAGUCUGAGGCUGGAUAUGUUAGUCUUUUUACGGAAGGAACACCCCGAACACCCGAAGAAACGACAUCACAGGUCCUCAAGCAGUUCGAGACCGCAUUAUGUUCAGGAGCCACAGGGAAGGUUGUGGCCGCCGUAUCAACCACUGGAAUCCGGGACUCUACUUCAUCUUCCAUCAUCAAUACGCUUGUUGAAAUGGGCAAGAAGCUACGAAAACGAGAUGUAGGACAGCCAGCAUUACCGGAAUCUGAAGUUCGUGCAAAGCUGGAGGAAGAGCUUUUGGAUAUAUUGCAAGGUAGGACACACCGGGACGCAAUCAAUCCCCUUCUAGGGAUGAAUAAUAUAAAUGUUCACAUGGAUACUCCUACUGAGAUCCUUCACACGGUUCUACUCGGCGUUGUGAAAUACUUUUGGGGACAGACUGCGUUUGUGCUCGAGAAAGCUAAACUACUCACUCGUUUUCAGACACGUCUCGACUCACUGGAUAGAGAUGGCCUGAAUGCGCCGUCCCUGAAUGCCGACUACAUUUGCCACUAUAAAGGAGGCUUAAUCGGAAAGCACUUCAAGAGUCUCGCGCAAGUUAUGCCGUUUGUCGUCUACGAUCUCGUUCCGAAAAGUGUUCUUGAUGGAUGGACCUUAAUUGGAGAGUUAGUCGUUCUCAUUUGGCAUACGAAAAUCGACAACACCGAACACUACUUGGCAAAGCUAGCUCGAACGAUAAGCGAUUUUCUCAAUGUGACUGCGCAGUGCGCACCCAGUAUCUUGAUCAGCAAACCGAAAUUCCAUUUUUUAGUUCACCUCCCAGCUUACAUUCGACGUUUUGGACCUGCUAUUAUUUUUUCGACUGAGCGUUAUGAGUUGUUUAAUCAUGUAUUCCGUCUUACAUGCAUUUACAACAAUCGACGAGCUCCAAGUCGCGACACGUGCAUGACAUUUGUUCGCAACGACACUGCCAAGCACAUCGCUACUGGCGGUUAUUGGUAUGACACCCAUACAGAACGAUGGGUUCAUGGUGGCCCACAGGUUCUCACCUACCUUGAACACCAUCCUGAACAAGCUCGUCUGCUUGGAAUUCCUGACCAAAAACUAGCUGAUCCAGGCACAGGGAGAAUUAUAGUGACUGACCAGUCUAAGCACGAAGCCGUUCUGUGGCAAGCGACGCGCUGCGCAGACAUAUUCAAGAAGAACGGUCUCAAAAGUCCUCCUUCUUCCGAGUACUACCAGGGAACUUCGGUAGUGACUAGUGAGCAUGAAACUUCGCAAUUGGGUGGGCAUGUCAUAUUUCGAGACGCGCUUGAGAAGACUCGUAUUGGACGCAUCUGUGAGAUAUUAAUUGCAACAGCGCCUGGGCACUCUGUCGCAUUUGUUGCUCUUCAGACAUUUUCCUUCAUGCCUGCACGCCACCCUUUGCUCCAUCUGCCAUGUCUCCUCCUCACUGACGAGGAACUCAUUGUGUCAGGAACGGAUAUCAUAUGUAUCGCCAAUGUUCAGCACAAUUGUCUCGAUGCAAAAUGCACAGAGUUAACUACCAAGCAUCUGUGGCAAGAGCGGACCCAAACUGACCGAACAGCAAGUGUCGUGAAACACCAAAUAUCGCCACAGUAUCUCCUUAACAUGUUCUCCAUCCAUAACUACCAGCAUCUCUGUUCUCUUCUCCCGGAAUCCCUCUCCGAGACACCAUUGCGCGUUUCAGAUCCUGGAGCUGUCCGAAGAGCUGCUGUGAGACAAAUGCAGGGAAAGAGGCUGGCGAAAAAGCUCAGAGGCGAGGCAGUGAGCGUGCCCCAAGAUGACGAUGGUGUCCGUCCUGCGUUUGAUUGCGCAGCUAAGAAACAGCCCAAGACCACAUCCAGGAAGCAAGUGAAGUCUACGAAUUCGACGAAGCAGCAGCAGCCUGUCGAGGCAUCCAUGUCAAAUGCCCCAGAUAUUCUGCACCGCCCCCUUCAACCGCAUCCUCAUUUUCAUCAACCUGCCGCUCAGCAAUACACUGCACAUCUCCCCAAUCCCCCUCAAGCACCUGGUCAUUCAAGUUCAUCAUUCCCUCAAUCCUCAGUACACCAAUGGCGUCUCCCGCCGCCAGGGUUUGCGCCACCCCCAGAAAUGUCUCAUUGGGCAUCUCAGGUGCCUUCCUUUUCAAUAUCUUCCGGCCAUAGUCAGUUUUCAUCUCUAACCCACCCUGCUCCACCCAUUCAAGUACCCGCGCAUAAUCCCCUGUAUUCUACAGCCUUCGAAGCUAACUCACAUCAGUUACAUCCUUAUCAUUUCCCCCAACCUUAUGACACUUCUCGUCAAUAUUUUCACCCCUAG